AUGUCUCAGAUUCCAACCACUCAUCGCCUUGUUACUCGUGCCUCGAACAAAGAUCGGCAUCCGGGACUCCUAGAUGCUAAGGUGCGGCGUCGGAGCCAUGCUGAUGUUACUGAAGAGCGAGAUUUGGUGGAGGCUGCAAAGGAGAGUUCUAAAGCGAAGGGUAAAGCUUCAGUCAGUAAAAUUGCUCUGUUGGAAGAUCAUAUGCAAGCUGUGUACACAUCUGACAUGGCUAAUGCGUCCAAUCCUGGUAUGAGCACCAUGAAAAAGGCGACACGGCAGAUUGCAACAGUAUCUGCAUCGAGCACUGUGAUCAGUGAAGGGGUCCUAGUCAUUCCUAAAGGUCAGAAGGCUGCUGACACCAGCAACGGAUCUCAAGAUGGACCAAGCAACCUACCGAAGAAAAUUCGACCUACCAUCAGGUCUGAAAUCAUGGCCGAAUGCACUGUGGCCGAACAAUCCUCAAAGACAAACUUAAAGAGGAAAGCUAUGGAGGGCAGUGAGCAGGAGAAGUCAAACAGCUUGGCUUCAUUUGAUGCACAGAGGUUGGCCCCUUCAGGGCUCAACCCAGGAUUCUCCACCAGGAAGGUAAAUCCGGCCUUCAAAAUCCCUGUUCUCCCCAAGGCGCAUUUGCCCUCAGCAUCCAUCAGCACUCCUAAACAACAGGCUGCACCCACUCACAAUAAGAUGGACGUGGAUAGGAAUGAGGACCAGGCGGCCUUAGACACUGACCGCGGUGAUAGCGAUAACGUUAUCUUGGGAGCCGAUUAUGGCGGUCUUGAAGAUGAAGAUGAAAGCCGUGAAGGUGCUGCCAUUCCACGAGUCAUGGCCAGGCAGCGCAACAAGGGGUCCUUGAACAAAGAGAAAGGUCACGACUUCAAUACUACUAACAAAACUAAGGUACCCAGCCUUCUCAUUACCCAUGGGCAUGGGUUCUCCAUGCGAGCCAUACAGGCAGACAACACCAAUCACAACGCAGUGAUGCCAGCUGACCUUGAUAAGGAUGGAGAUACUAUCAAAGAAUUUGAGAGUCUGCCUUGUCACAUGCCUGCGAGCGUCAAGAUCCAGCACCAUAACCUCCCUGAAGUCGACCAAUUCCCCCUGCUGUCGCAGCCGCGGAAUCAAUCCAAGUCCGGGCGCUCCAAUGGAUUUUCGAUAGAUGACCUGCCUGCUGGAACUCAAGCACGCUGGCGGCGUAUCUUCAUUCCCUCCUGGCGCGACUUCGUCGGCACAUUGGAGAAUCCAUGGGAUGUAUCAAGCCUGAUCCACGAGCUUCAACAGCUAUGGGAUGCAGUAUUCCCAUCUGUCCCUCACACAGUCGCACACACCGAGGUUGUGCUAUGCAACAUAUCUAUGAAUGGUGCAACGGGUUCACAAUCGCCGCGCUUCUACCAUGACCUCAACGACAAAUCCGGCGAUGGUGCAUUCUGGAAUGGUGAUCAGGUAUUCAAAGACAAGGGCGAGAGAGCGGAGUAUGCGAGGUGGGCCAUUGCUCAUGACAGGAAGAUUCCCUUCCUAUGGAACUUCUUCGAUGAUACAGAUCCUAUCAAUGUGAAAAGUAAAGGAGCAUUCGAAUCUCCAUGGGGAAGGCAGAUCAAACAACUGACAUUGCGAGAAGAGUAUCACGGGAACGAGAAAUGGUCUGAGCAAAAUGUAUGCCGAAGAGACAGGGGUGGGCGAAAGCCCGUGAGGCUUUCCGAUGUGCAGCAGAAAGAACGUCUAAACAGAAAAUGGGGCAAGAAAGAGGUCAGCCGCGAUGGGAGGGUGGGACCAUCGCGGAGCGCCUGUCCUAUCAGUGGGGAGAAAGACAAGGAGGGUGGAAAGGAACGACAUGGGCAAAAUGCAAUUGGUAGCAUGUGGGAGUAUCUGGUGCAGAGAAAAUAA
Molecule: messenger RNA, 1881 nt
Organism: Heterobasidion irregulare TC 32-1
Lineage: Eukaryota; Fungi; Basidiomycota; Agaricomycetes; Russulales; Bondarzewiaceae
Exons: 13
Coding region: 1-1881 (626 amino acids)
Source: RefSeq, a predicted model, not a curated record